AGAUAAUCUUCAAGACUAUCCACAAUUACUCAGUACUUAAAAGAGGGGAGCAAUUUGACCUUUUUCAUUUGCAGGCAUUUAGCUACUACCUGUUGGUGAUAAUUGCUGCCACUUAUUCACACAACUUUUGUUUCCAGAAAGAAACUUUAAGGGAUAAAAGGAAACAAUAGGGUCUAAAAUGUUGGUACUGACAGCAUCCUGUGGUGAGGUGCUUAUUUUGUAAUUUCGGUAUGUUGCUAAUUUAAUUAUUAAAGCUUUCUUGGGGAUUCUUUCCCCAAUACUUCACUGGAUGGGGUUAUAAAAUAAUAGUAUAUUUUCCAGAAUAAAGAAGUUGUGCUUUUUUGAAUGUGAUUUGUGCAUUGUGAACUCAAUAUUUUUCCGUAUAUAAAGUGGUUUGCUCUAGGGAAGUUAUUAUGAAUCUUGAAUGUGCUAACAUUCUUUAGAUGGUAGUAUAGUAUCUUUGUACGAUGCUGUCGGUGAAGGAAGGGAGCAUGGAGAAAAUAAAUACCACAAGAUUUUUCACUUGAAAAGACACCUUGGGUGCAUUUGCAGAAGAGAUCCGUGUGCUUUCCUCAGCAAUUCUGAUGUCUCUCUGUUGUAGGGUGUUUUUCUCUUGUCAGAUGAUGUCCAAACUUAGGCCUCUUACUUCAAAUUAGCUUUCAGCAUAUGAGCCUGAGAGCUGGCAAGUAGCCUUAUGAGCCAUGGAGUCUGGCAGAAUGCUUAUUUGGGGGAUUCAGGUCUGCAGUCUCCCCAGCCACAAACUAAGAUGUGUUUCAAAGCCAAAAAACUCCAUACGUCCUUAUAAAAAUAAAACCAAGAACUAAUGUAAUGAAACUUGGGGAUUUCUAAGUGAUGAUACUGUAGCCAAAUUCUCUUGCCAAGAUGCAAUUGUUUUUAUGCUUUAGAUUUAAGUUGGCUUGAGAAACUUGUUGGAGGGAGAAACUAAAAGAUUUUUCUAUACUUUGAGAUUGUUAUAGAAGGAUGAUAAUUUGGAUAUUACCCUUGAUGAAAGAGCUCCUUGCAAGGAGGAGGAGUUUUAUAGCAGAUCACAAAUCCAGUGUAGAGAUGAUGGGGACAAAAUAAAGCCAAUAGAUGUCUAUAUAAUAUGGAUUUCAGUAUGGGGAGAGAGCCAGGAUUAUUCAUUAUAUAGGUACUGUUUUUUCUGGUUUUAUAUAUUUGAUAUAUCAUGUUUACAUCAUGGACCCCUGGGCAAAUGUUUGUGGUUUCACGGACUUCAGAGUACUAGAGACAAAUGUAAUGUUGAUAACAGUAAAAACCUAAAAUAACUCCAGUGUCUUGAUUCUAGGUUUACAGUUGGGAGCUGAAUUUUUCUUUAUAUUAACCAUACAUUUUAACUGAGUGAAUAGUUCAAACUUGUUCUGUCUUCUAAAUGUAGAAUUUCAAUGAACUAAAUGUUAGAAUUACAGUAUCAGUCUGUGGUUUAAAGAGAAAUAGUUGUUCAGAUCCUCGCUCCUAAUUCUGCUUCUUCUGGGUCUGUUAGCAUGAACAGGGCACACAAGAUGACAACUGACAGGGUUUUGCAGUGAGGAUUUUAGCUUCCACCUUUAUACUUUUCUUAGAUACCUUGCAUGGUUAAGCUAACCGUACAAUAGAAAUAGGAGUUGCUAAUUGGCUUUACGCUUUUAAUUAGUCUUCUGGUAAAUUAUGAACUUGUCUUUUGGUAAUGUGUAUUUUUUCUGUUUGUGUCAUGUCUACAAUGUUCGAGCCUUAGGAAUGUGUAAUUUAGUUUAUGGUAAUAAAAAUGAAGUACUUGUUUUAGGCUGAACUGAGCUCUUCAGAACACACAGUGCUCUAAAACCUCUGUGUGUAGCUACCAUAUGAGAUGGAUACGCCGUACACCAUACCAGAGGUGUCCGAUAGCUCAAAGUGCAUUUCUUUCAGCUUCCUGUGCAAAAUUGGUUUUGUAAAGGGAUUUUUUUUUUUUAAUGACAUGUUAAAUUUAAUGUUAUAUUUUGUAUAUUAGCUUGGUUUUGGGAAAAAAUAUUUUUCUGUCAAGAAUGUAAAUGUUUUUCGUCUCUUUAUUAGUAUGUAGGAAAUAGCUGUAGACAUAGACUUACCAGUACAGAGGGAUCCUGUGGUGCUCUAUAAUGGCUCAGAGAUGGAUUCAUCAGAACAGUCAACAACUAGAAGCAAGCAGAAAUCCAGAAAAUUCUUAAAAAGUCUAAUAAGAAAGCAGCCUCGGGACCUUCUUCUUGUAAUUGGAACGGGAGUAAGUGCUGCAGUAGCACCAGGAAUCCCAGCGCUGUGCUCCUGGAGGGGCUGCAUCGAGGCUGUAAUUGAAGCAGCUGAACAGCUGGAGGUGCUUCAUCCAGGAGAUGUUGCUGAAUUUCGUAAAAAAGUAAUCAAAGAUAGAGACCUGCUUGUGGUUGCACAUGAUCUCAUCAGGAAAAUGUCACCACGUACUGGGGAUACGAAGCCCAACUUCUUCCAGGACUGCUUAAUGGAGGUGUUUGAUAACUUAGAGCAACACAUUCAGAAUCCUGUUGUUCUGCAAUCAAUCCUGAGACUCAUGGAGAGAGGCACAAUGGUUCUGACUACAAACUAUGAUAAUUUACUUGAAAUUUUUGGUCAGCAACAGGGUAAACCUAUGGAAUCUCUAGACUUGAAAGAUAAGGAUAAGGUUCUUCAGUGGGCAAGAGGGCAUAUAAAAUACGGAGUUCUUCAUAUUCAUGGCUUAUAUACAGAUCCCUGUGGAAUGGUGCUGGAUCCCUCGGGAUAUAAAGACGUUACUCAAGAUCCUGAAGUUAUGGAGGUUCUUCAAAAUUUGUAUCGAAGCAAGUCUUUUUUGUUUUUGGGCUGUGGAGAGACUCUGCGUGAUCAGAUAUUCCAAGCUCUUUUUCUAUAUACUGUAAAGAAUAAAGUGGAUUUAGAACAUUAUAUGUUGGUGCUGAAAGAAAACGAAGACCACUUUUUUAAGCUCCAGGCAGAUAUGCUGCUGCACGGAAUAAAAGUAGUGUCUUACGGGCACUGCUUUAAACAAUUCCCAGAGUACGUACAAGAUCUGACUGCUCAAAUCUGCAAGCAGAGAAGUCCAGAUACUGAUCGAGUGGACAGCACAACGUUGCUGGGAACUUCAUGUGUGGACUGUGCUAAAAGGAAGUUAGGAGAAAAUGGCACUGACUCCCCUAAGAAAAUCAAGCAAUCAGAUAAUGCAGGUGCAAGUUUUCUCUCCUGUGCUUCAAGCCAGUUGGACCCAGCUCCUACCAAGGUGGAGCCACAACAAAGGUCAUGUUUUAAUCUGUCAGAAAUGACUUUUGUUAUAGCUGUGACUGUUAGUUGCCUUUAAUAUGAAGGGGUUUUCAUUUUCUCAUCAGCUCAACUGUGGGUAGGCUGCUGGAGGCUGAAGUCUUCAGGGGUCUGUCAGCACAAGGCUGCUUGCAAGCUUCAGAUUCAGAACUCUGCACUGUGAGGAACAGGAAAUGUUUCAUGUUUAUGGAAACUGCAUCAUGAUAACCUAUGUAUUUUACCCUUUUAGCAUGAAUGUUCGUUAUUAUUUGUCAGUCUGUUAAGGCAUGAGAUCACAUGGGGAGAAAAGCAUUGUAGUAAUGUAUGAGCAAGGAAAUACCAUAUAUACAUGGGGGCUUACAGACCUAUUUGCAGUGUAUUUCUAUGGAAAUAUUUUAGCAGUUGUUUAAAUCAUAGAGUAUGCUGCUAGUUAUCUCAGCAAGCAGAUAAUGGAUAGUCUUAAUGCAGCAGAAUUAAAACCAGUCAGUAUCUAUCUGUAGACAAUUUCUAGUGUGCAAGUUUUACUUCAGUUGAACUAGUCAAAUGAUUACAGUUAGACACUGCAUUAACUUUUUCUGAGGUGCUGUUACUUCACCUACCACCGAACUGUCUCACUACUGAACUGACAUAAUUACCCAUCCAGUUGCUAACACUGAUAAUCUUCUGAAAUAUUCUAGUCAGCUGCCUCUCACCUUCUCCUGUCUGCAGGAGAGCAUUUUCAGGACUAUUCUUUGUUCUGAUACUGGCACAUUUGUAUCUGGCAGCCCUGGAGGGUUGCUUCAGUCAGAUUUCUCUGCUCAUGUUCCGUGUAGAUUUGAUCUGUUGUGCCUUCUGAAAUUGCAUCACACUAUAAUACGGCUUUACAGGGAGUAGAAGUGAUGGGUCUGUCAGAUGACCUUUUUGUCUCAGUUGGAGUAUGUCAGCUCUACUCUCACAACAUCACAAGAACAGUUUCUGAUUGUUCUCUAGUAUGCAUGUGUGCACAAUGAAAAGCUUAAACGUGAGGUGCAUGCUUCUUUCUAGGUCCAUAACUACUGAGAGGGGCAGAGUUUUUGUGGUGUAGAAGUGUGUCCCCGUUCAGAAGUAGGUAAAGAUGUGAGUACGUUUUGCCUAGAAAAGCAAUCUUACAUAAUGCGUGCACGGUGACUCUUGCCUCUUCUACCCCAGAAGAAAACACCUACUUGUCUUUCACAGAAUGACUGACAGCCUGGAAGGCAUACUUGCAUUUUAGUAUGUGGUAUAAUUGCUAAGGACCUCAAGUAUCAGUUCUCCAAAGUUUCAGCUGUGUCUUUUAAAGGGUAAAUAUCAAAAGCAAAACCAGCCUGAAUAUAGACCAUAUUCAUCCUCUCCCUUUGAGAGAUUGUAUUUAUGCAUACAUCACUUCUGAAAAUUGUCUUUUAGCAUCAUGUAUAGCAUUAUCUGUAGGACUAUAACCCCUAAAAUUUGCUUCUCUAGUCAGCAUGAAGUGGCUGUUUUGAAAAGUGAUCAGUCAUGCUAUUUUGGAUGCUGAUGUAUCAGCUUAGAACACUUAACCCAUUGCUUCAAGCUGCAGCAGAAUUAAUCAGAUGAGCUAUAUAUGACCCUGAUUACUGCAAUUACUUAAGCCCAACCCUAAAGUCAUGUAGCAUCUUAUUUUGGGCCUGAAGUCAGAGCUACAUUAGGAAAUCACAUCCCCUCCCUUCGGUGAGGACCAGCUUACACCUAGCACUGAUGAUUCUUCUGUUUUGUAGACACUACUGAACUGCAGCUUGUAAAACAGCCUCCCCUGACUCAAGUGCCAUUUAUUUGUAUCCUGAAAAGCAGAUGAAGAAGGAAGGGGUUAUUUUAAUUUCUAACAUACACAAUAAGAAGGUAGAAAUGCCUAGUUUUGGUUUUGUUCCAUGCCCCACCCCCCCAGUCAGAAUACUUGUAGUCAUCUUAGGGAUGAGAUUGCCUUGCAGCUACCUCAGGGUUUAAAAUACAGUCAAAAGGGACAGAACCUAGAACUUCUCUGUUCCAUUUAUCUGUUCAGUGAAAGAUUAACUUGUUUAAAGCCCUCUUCAAAUUACUACCUGAGCACUGUGAAAGAACUAACAAUACAAACUGGCAUGUUAAAUGAUGUUUGCUGAUUCUACCAUAGAUGGCUCCUUUUCUAUUUUUUUUUUUUUUAAGUAAAAUAGUUACUGAAAACAAACUUGUUGACCAUUUAUUAUUCUGUUUUGCUCAAACUGUAUAAUGAAUUUGAUAGGAUAUCUCUUAUGAUGGCAUACACUCUUUUAAUAAAAUACUUAAAGCCAAA
Columba livia (rock pigeon) is the source of this 5524-nucleotide messenger RNA. RefSeq names its product family with sequence similarity 118 member A (gene SIRAL2). The coding region runs from base 2120 to 3307 and encodes 395 amino acids. The transcript is spliced from 9 exons. The record is from RefSeq and is a predicted model, not a curated record. Lineage: Eukaryota; Metazoa; Chordata; Aves; Columbiformes; Columbidae.